Molecule: messenger RNA, 1734 nt
Organism: Symbiodinium pilosum
Lineage: Eukaryota; Dinophyceae; Suessiales; Symbiodiniaceae
Source: the annotation of a GenBank genome assembly
AUGAGCGAUUCGUUCAUCCCUGACCCCAACUUCCAGGGCGAGUCUGCCUUGGGGAACGUCAGUGUGCAGGACUGGCGGAAGCCUUUCAAGUGGGUUCGGGCCAAGGAGCUACACAAGGAUGCCAAGCUCUUCUCCGUCAUCCAGGCGGACAACAUUGUGCAGGGUGAGCUUGGUGAUUGCUGGCUCCUAGCGGCGAUGGCUGUCUUUGCAGACUUCCCUGGCCACAUCAUGAACCUGUUUGACGACGUCAGUCUUAACGACCGCGGUCGACAUGUCGUGAAGUUAUGGGACAUCAAAGGUAGAGGCGAGUGGCAGGACGUGGAGAUCGACGACCUGAUCCCCUGUGACAAGUAUGGCAAACCCUUGUUCGCUCAGCUGCAGGGCGAAAGUGGCAGCACAUGGGCACUGCUUCUGGAGAAGGCUUUUGCCAAGUUUACGGGAAGCUAUGAGAAGCUUGUGGGAGGCAGUACUGGCUGGGCUUGGCAGGUGCUUACAGGUCAACCGUGGAUGGCCCGCUGGACACGUGAUAAAGACCAGAAGUGGACACGCUGGGAGAUGUGCGACAUCCAGAAAUGUUUCGGCAAAGAAGAAGAGAACCUGAAAGCUGCCGCAAAGUGGCGUUCAGACGGCAUGCGUGGUGGACGUUGGAAAGGACCUGUUGAGACAUCCGAUGAUGAUCGAAUGUUCCAGGCACUGGCUUCCUACACCCAGGCCUGCUUUGCCCGGCACCUUGAAGGUUUGUCUGAGAUCCUGCAAUUCGAGAUGUGGAGGCAUGGCUGCACACUUUAUGUGCCAGAUCAGAAGAUUUUUCUUGAAGAGAACGGAAAGGUGCAGUGCUAUCGCUUCUGCGCGCAAGCUGCUAGCACGCAGGGCUUCGCCUUCAAGUGCACUAGGUGGGUGAAUUACAGCUAUCCCAAAAUGGAUGCUACUUCCAAGCGGUGUGACUCCCAGACCCCGCAGCUGAGGAAUCAUGGCGAGUGGAAUCGGGCUUGGUCGGACAAAAGCGAGGAGUGGGAGAAACAUCCCGAGAAGCCUGGCAGCAGGAUCUGUGCGGAUCUGAAGGUCGUGGAUGCAGAUGAUGGACGGUUCUGGAUGCCUUGGGAUGCAUUUGCAGAGAUCUUUGGUGGGCACAUCAUGGUUUGCCCUGUUACGCUACCGUGCCCGAUGAACUCCCAGAUCGUCACUGACAAAGAGAGCGGCGGCAGGACGCGGUGCCCGCAGUGCAGGCAGCCGUACACCAGGAGCUGGGUACUUCUGGCAAGCGAGGAGUCGAAAGCUGGCGAUGGUGAGUGGAAGCAUCUUGCGGACGGCAAGAAUCUGUGUUUCCUCUGCCUCCGCGCAACCUGCCGAGCAAGCGAACAUCUCCUGAAGGGCCUCAGAGUUGCCGGACUGCAUGAGCAACCCAAGCUCACGCUGGCUCCGCCAAAAGGCCCGCGGAGAAUGAAGGAGUGCGAGCAUGGAGCUGCGUGCUAUCGCCGCAACCCUCAGCACUUCCACGAGCGCUUCCACCCAAGCCUGCUCCCGCCCGCGCCUGCCUGUGCCAGCGGCUGCGGGCGUUCGGCGGCAUCGGGCUACAAGACCUGCUGCCCAAAAUGCACAAGCUCCCCUCCCGAUCUCAAGGUAUACAUUCCAUCAAGGCACAAGUCCCUGGCCGGGACUUACAAGGCAGUGGACAGGCCCAAGUCAUGCAAAGCGUGCGUGGCUUGUUUUUCAGGAACUAUGGAUGCACUUUGA